AUGGCCGUCUACAAAAUCUCGACAGCCUUCCCCACCCACAUUCAUCACUCUGGUGCUCCCUCAGUCGACGACGAACCGCUCGUCUCAUUGGACGCAAAAAGAUCCUCGGACGCCCUCCUCACUUCCCUCAUUGUCGACUUUGCAUUGACUCGUGCCUUGUCGACUGCCGUUGAAUCCAGAGAAAAGAAGGCCGUCGACGACGAGAACUCAAAUGCCUCUUUGGGAUCCCCCGAAAAGUCUACAGUUCAACCGCCUGCAAGUGUUCCCAUGUCGAAUGAACUCGGGGCUGCAGACAAUGAUCUGACGCCCCGACCCAGUCACGCCAACAUGUCUAUUCCCAUCCUCGAGCGCGAGAUACCUCUAGACAAGAAUGACCUUGAGCCGAGGUCGCCGCCCCUCGCGAAUGAAUGUAUCGUUCCGGCAGACAAUGACCUUACUCCCCGGUCCAACGACACACACGGCCCCAUUCUCGAACGCUGGGCCAUUCUCGAACGAGGGAAAUCUUCACCUCUAGACAAUGAUCUCACUCCCCGACCCAACCACGCCAACAUGUCUGUUCCCAUCCUCGAGCGCGAGAUACCUGCACGUCCGGACAAGAAUGACUUUCAGCCGAGAUCGCCGUCCCUCUCAAAUGAUGUUGUCGUCGCGGCAGACAAUGACCUUACUCCGCGACCCAACCACAACAACAUGUCGGUUCCCAUACUGGAGCGCGAGAUACUUGCACCUCUAGACAAUGACAUUGUCGACAGACCGAAUCACGCCUCCUCGUCCUCAUCCACACCCGACUACGAGAGCUUGGAAAGUGAGUCGACCCUGGACGCAUACCUCGCUCACUCGGACAAGGACGCCUCGCACAUGCCCUCAGAAGAUGCGCACUCUACCACCUCGGAAAGCUUCAAUGUUGACACGGACAUGAUGAUGACACCCCGCCUCAACCGCCUCAGCUUCAUGUCCGAAACCGACGCAGACUCGGACGUGACGAUCAAACCCAAUAAACACCGACGAGGCGGCUCGGUCGGCUCCGUGGGAACAUUUGGUCUCGGCGAAGAGAUUGAGACGCCCUUUGAAUCGAGUGUUCCCCCAUUGCUCCUCCCCGUCGUGGAUGAAAUACCCGUUUCAGAGCAAGCCUGCUGGUCCUACGGCGUUGGAACCGAUAGUAUCUAUUCCUCCGAAACCACCAUCGAAUCAAACAGUCUAGCCGAAAGCAUCUCAGAAAGCCUCGCAGAAAGUCUAGCAGAAAGCCUAGCAGAAAGCCUAGCAGACGAUCACCUCUCUGAAACCUUUGACACCCUCCCCCCCAUCUUUGACGACCCCCCAUCCACAAACUACUAUUUCUCCACUCUCCCCCUCCCGCCUUCUUCAUCCGUCCCACCGCGAUACUACCACCUCGGCAUCUACACCCACAUAUCCGAUCCAACACCAUCGACAACCCUCCCCCGUCACACACUCUAUAAAAUCACAAUCACACUCUUACGCCCCCAUAUCACAGCCUACGAAAACCCCACAGCGAAAUCCUACACGAUUUAUAAACGCUAUCGAGAAUUCCGGGCAUUGUACACGGCACUAAGUAAAAUGUAUCCUACAUUACUUUGUACACACUUUCCGAAAAAGAGAUGGUUGGAUCGGUUUUCGUCCAAAGUUGUUGGAGACCGACUUGUCGCUUUUCAAAAGUUUUUGGAGACGGUUGUGGUGCAUCCUGGGUUAUGUUAUGAAGGGUGUGUUGUAGAGUUUUUGAGAGAGGUCAAGGAUACGAAUGGGGGAAGGGUCAAAAAGAGGAGUUGGAGUUUACCGUUCUAA
Spizellomyces punctatus DAOM BR117 is the source of this 1797-nucleotide messenger RNA. RefSeq lists its product as uncharacterized. Bases 1 to 1797 code for a protein of 598 amino acids. Gene Ontology annotation, cellular component: endosome. NCBI's taxonomy places the organism in Eukaryota, Fungi, Chytridiomycota, Chytridiomycetes, Spizellomycetales, Spizellomycetaceae. Gene Ontology annotation, molecular function: phosphatidylinositol binding. The transcript is spliced from 2 exons. The record is from RefSeq and is a predicted model, not a curated record.